Messenger RNA from Physcomitrium patens, 4009 nucleotides. RefSeq lists its product as uncharacterized. Lineage: Eukaryota; Viridiplantae; Streptophyta; Bryopsida; Funariales; Funariaceae. The record is from RefSeq and is a predicted model, not a curated record. Gene Ontology annotation, molecular function: DNA binding; DNA-binding transcription factor activity.
UAAUCUGCGCGGAUGAAUUGCUUGUUAUUUUAGAAGCCUGGUUUCAUGAAUUACGAACCCUUCGCGGAGGAGCUGCUGAGAAGAUUCGGGGCGAGCGCUGCAUCAGUCUCAUCAUCAGCUGGGUGCGGAUCCAGGCCUUUGUCCCGACGCCCUUGCCGUGAAAGCGGUUGGCAGGCAGCGCAAGUGAUGGACUCGAUUGUCUUACGAUCUGAAAUGCAAGUGGCUCUCGCUCGCACGCACGCUCUGGGACAUAGCCUUCCCCUUUCGAUCGUGUGUCACGCUGCCCUUCAAGGCUUGCUGGCUAGGAUCAUUAUCAUCAGGCAUCAUCAUCAUCCGCUCCCUGCUUCCAUCCGAUUGCCAGAUGCGUGCAAGACAAGAUGAAGAAGAAGAAGCUGCAUGAGGCAGCUUAGUUUGUCAGGUGCCGCAUCGUAGGUUUCGGUCCUCAUGCACGUUUUGUAGGUGUUGCCCGUGUGCUGGAUAUUGAAGCGUGUCAAUGGUUCGCCAAGUUGGGAUUGACCUUUUGGUUCUAGCAGGAGAGGAAUUCACUUGCUUCGUACUUUUCAGAUUGUUGGGUCGAAGCGUUUGCAUCGUAUGGAAGUGGAUGGAGGACUUGUGGGAGAACCGUUAGUCUUUUUCCUAGGUCGGAGUGGGCGAAUGGUUUCUUUUGGGCAGAGUGGUCUUUAUAGAGUUAACAACCGGACCUAGUUAUUGUCUUUGAGCAGGUGUUCCGAAGAGGAAAAGGUGGCAACUUUCAUCAGAAUACUUGCUCAUUAACUGAUGAAUUCGUAUGUAUUUAGAGGAGAAUGUUCAGUGAUCAACAACUAUCUCACCUCAAUGGUUUUAGAACCAUAAUCAUGUCUGCUGAGUGGGUUAGAUGGGAGACAGAUUGGAUGUAAUUGAGUGAGGUUAUUCAACGUUACUGAAGGGUAUUUGUGUUUCAACAAGCCACACAGAUACUGGGUGACAUUUUUAGUUGUACUUUAUCCAUUUUUUUUGAUGGCAAGGAGUGAAAAUUUAGUUCAUAAGAAGAUACGUGAAGUACGUAUAUGCCGAGCUUCAACGAUAGCUGAGAUGAACAUUGCGGGAGAUAGUUGGAACUCAUUGCAAGAUGCUCAAAAGACAUUUCACGGGUCUAGAAUUCUUUCAUGGUCGUUCAUUCACCUCUCAUUUGAAUGGUCAAGGGCUAACUUCGUAGGCUACAUGGUGUGUUGGUGACCACAGGAGUUCUGCAGCAAGGUAUUGCUUGAUGGUUUACACCAGGAAUACUACAAUACUGUCUGGCACGUACAGUCUACUACAGAACAGGAAGUAGUACCGAAUCACAAUGUCGGGAGGAUGUGCUAGCCUCGAGGUGCACGCCCAGAUGCAACCCCUCCUCAGUAGCCAGCAAUAAGUUUAGGAGAGCAACCUGACAAUCAGGUACCAACAAGUCUGAAGGAUACCAAUCAUCUGUCGUGUGGUGACGAUUGAGAACUUUUUGAAGUUUGAGCUCUUACGUGUUAACGUGACUUGAUAUAUUCUUUGAAAGCUCUUUGGCUGUUUUAGUUGAAAUAUAUCCAAGUCUCACUGGGUCUUUUUAGGCGAGUCUCUAGGGAACCAUCGAUUCCAAACUGCUGUGGAUCGGUCACCCACAAUAUUACGAGUGGAAGAUGUUAGGCUUGGACGAUCGAAACCUUUUUAAACAUUACUCUGAUUACAGGUCCGUUUAAUUGUUAUCAGAGGACUUACUGGGAGCUGGAAGGGGUUUCUGGAAACGAGUAACUUUAUCUCUAACUAUAUCCGUUCCAUUGCACUCUGUGAACCAGACUCCCUCGAUACACCAUCGUUCGUCGCUCCUCUAAUGUGAUUUCAAAUACUCUUCAGCCUUCGUCCUCGUAAGUGGAGAUCACUCGGGAGUUAUGUUUACGAAGUUUCGUUGAUAAAAACUGUGUGCGCAUGUGCAGUUUAAUGGUAGAUUUAAGAUCUGAUCACAGGAUCACCUCACAGCAGUAUAGAGUCACUAGCAUUUUCCAACUGGUGAAUUUGUCUCCAGUAGUAAACAUCUGUAGUAGGCGUUGCUGCAAUAGCUUGUAAAGUGCACCUUCGGAGAAUCGGCACAGAAUCAAACAAAAACAGCUAUACUACGGCUCAACUAUUCCGCACAGAGUCUGUGCAACCUCUGUAACGAUUCUUUUCUUUGAAAGAACUGCGCUGCACUAGAGACCUGAUAGCAACACUGUUCAGACAGAUGCACAAUGGCACUUCCGAAACUACAAUGAAGAGAUGGAGCGUCUUGAAGAGUAAGGACGAAGCCACUGAGUUCCUUCACCUUCAAGCUCAACCUCCGGAAAGUGCGAGCUUGUAGGCCCAGCCCAGCCACAGAAUUUGUGGCUGUCGGUCAACAGGUUUGUGGAAACGGCUCCAAUUGUUCAAUUGGGCCGAGACCGGAAGAAGGACAAGCAAAUGUUGACACAGAAAGCUGUUGCUCAGGUAGGCAGUGGAUUAUGCUGGAGUUUGGCGGGGUUUUACCUUCCGAGGAACCCUUGGGGCACCUGGAAUUAGUUGACGGAGAGCAUGAAGGUAGGGACAGAAAUUGAGAGAGCAGCUGAGUACCGAAGCAACGACUCCGGCCGACUGCCUCAGCAAAUACUGGCGCUGUGCCGGUUGGAUCCUCAUAUGAGAUGCAAGGUGAAGAAGCGACAGAUGAACGAGGUGGAUGCUGGCCCGGGGGUUCCGGGUCCCCUGUGAGAGGUACCUCCAGUGAAGAUGGGAUACGAGGAUGCUCCACGGUCAUUGACAGUCCCGUCAAGAGUGGAACCACUUGCAUGAGUGCUCCGUCCACAUUGCAGGGUGGGAAGACUAGUAGCGACGGGAAAACGCGCCGGUAUGUCCGAACAAGUGCGCCUCGCUUGAAGUGGACGGAUGAACUUCACUAUUGUUUCAUGCGCGCUAUCGAGAUACUAGGUGGCCCUCAAAAAGCAACGCCAAAAGCCAUAUUGCAAGUGAUGAAUAUUAGAGGUCUUAAGAUAGCACAUAUCAAGAGUCAUCUUCAGAUGUUUAGAAAUCCUAAAAGCGGGAAAAGACACGGUUCUCAAUCAGAUUUCCAAAAGCCGAACUCUCAAAUGCAAGUCUCGAGCCAACAAGUUGACACUGAAGCGGAAGCUUCUUGGAGAUCGGUUGAGAGGGGAGCAACAAUUUUUGAGACUUCGACUGUGAGAGAGCAUUACGCAGACCGUUCUGCAACGGCGGAAUCGGCGUUUGCACAGUUCAAUCAAAUGGGCCGCUGUAGUACUAUUGCUGGUUCACUAUCCCCAACUAAGAGAGAAAGUUUAUCGAUUAGACCUGAAUCAAUAUCCAAAGAUUUUUCGUAUCCAAAUUAUUUCAACCAGCUGGAGACUCUGGACUACGACUCUGCUGAGCGUCUGGCACACAAUCUACUCAUGGCCAUGCGUGAGCGACGGCUUGUAGAAUCCGGUGCCGGGUGGAUCGACUCACUAAAGCCCCAGCAAUGCGACGGCCAGAAUGAGGCAACAGUGUCAGAGGUGCCGGUGGAGCUGACCAUGUCUCUUGGGCAACCGACGGCGGAGUCUGAUCCAGACAUGAGAACGGAACUUCUGACCCUGGAUCUCACAGAACAGCUAAACCGACCACAAUUGUAAUCGCUCCAAUCGAGUUGAAGGAGUGACAGAAGAAAACGGUGUAUAAAAAAACAGAAAGAAAGAAAAAAAGACAGAAAGAAGAAAACUUUUCCACUUUCAUGUGACAUAUGGAGUUCUAACCAAAUCACUGCCCGCAAAAAAUUAUAUUAGUAUCAGUAAUAGUGCUGCAAGUGAGCUCAUGUUUCGUUCAUGUGCAUAAGUUUCAGCAUUUAAAGUUCAUUUCGUAAUCAGAAACAUUUGAUGAGCUCGCCUUAAGUGAUGGUGAUCCUAUACUCAAUCGUAGACAUUUCUAUCCAAUGAUAAAAAAUGAUGUAUCCUAUUUAUAUAUACGUGCUUGCAUUGAAGUACAGCACUUGUGUUGCUCUGUGAAA